Magallana angulata is the source of this 6452-nucleotide messenger RNA. RefSeq names its product inositol-pentakisphosphate 2-kinase-like. Lineage: Eukaryota; Metazoa; Mollusca; Bivalvia; Ostreida; Ostreidae. The transcript is spliced from 14 exons. Gene Ontology annotation, biological process: inositol phosphate biosynthetic process. The record is from RefSeq and is a predicted model, not a curated record. Gene Ontology annotation, cellular component: nucleus. Gene Ontology annotation, molecular function: ATP binding; inositol-1,3,4,5,6-pentakisphosphate 2-kinase activity. The coding region runs from base 52 to 1596 and encodes 514 amino acids.
GGGGAAAAAAGCACGACGUGAGGCGACUUAGGUGUACAUAAUCAAUGCACAAUGGCGGAUGGUGAAAAUGUGUAUUACCGAGGUGAAGGAAUUUGUAACCUUGUUUUAGCCACAGAAAAGGAGAAACAAGUGUAUCGUCUUAUGAAAGCUGGCAAGUACUCCGGCAAACAGGGCUGUAACAAAGGUCAUCGUGCUCAGGAGAGAUCAAAAUGGAUUCACCAAUCUCUGGAGGAUAAUGUUGAGUACAUCAAGAACAUUAUGGUCCCCCUUCUGACAGAUGCCUUUGUUGUGAUUCCAAAAAUCAGAGAAAUACCUCAAGGUUUUACAGAGAGAAUUGAGGAAGAGAUCAAACACAUACGAACAGCACAUAAACGUGUACAGGAGGAUGAUUUCCGCACUGUCGACCCCGCCACUUGUUCAGCUUUGGUGCUACCCGAUUUCUGCUACGUCACGGAUAUUUCAACAAACACUUGUAUAUCGUCUUCAGCCCCCGACGCUUUUCCCACCAUCAGUGUUGAAAUUAAGCCAAAGAAAGGUUUUAUCCCUCUCUCCGCACUGAAUAACGACUCUUCCACCAUGAAAACUGGAGUCUGCAAAUUCUGCAUGCACCAGAGAUUAAAGGCCAAAGAGGGGCGAUGGACCACGACCAGUCAUUAUUGUCCGCUCGAUUUAUUCUCAGGGAGCCGCGCUAGGAUGAGACAUGCCCUCCAUGGUUUGUGUGUCACCCCACAGAACAAUCUGAAAAUCUGUCAAAAUGGUAUUGAGGUGUACAGUGAAUUCAUGAAGAAUGAAAUUGGUAAAAUUCUGCAGCAAUUCUUUGGUGACUCAGUCAAUGGUCUGAAGAAUGGCAUGAGAAAACAACUGGAGGUACAAACCUUUGUUGACUUGAUUAUUGAUGCCCUAUUGUAUGUACCCAAAAAAUCGGAGAUCCAUCGGUCCUGUCACACGGUUCUGAAAUCCAGCAAUCGGCAGACAAAGGAUUCACCGUGUGUCACUCACAGAAAGCCUGUCCAGACUGUAUAUAGCCAGCAUUGUCUGAACAGUUCAUACAAGGUCAAUCAUGAGGAAAAGUCAGAGCCCAGCAGUCUCCCCCACAACUGUGUAUUGGACCGCAUCCUCCACGUCCAGACGCUGGACCAGAUGGACAUUGAGGAGAUCCACCCCCUGUAUGUCAAGGUCAAAGAACACCUGGCAUCCCACCCACAGGACAGUUCCAACUGGAAUUUGUACGGGCCGUUCACCCAGGAGACCUGGCUUACUCCUUGCCUAGAGGACCCAUUGAGCCAGCCCGACCCAGAAAGCAUCGAGUUCGCCGUUAAUCAGGUCAAGAGACACAAUGUGUCUAAGACUGCCCAGGACUGCUCUAUAAUGGUGGCCAUGCAGCAGAUCUCUCCCAAUACAAGCAGUGAAAACAACGAUAUGGUGCUGACGGACAGUUACGGCAGGAAGUACAUAUUUUCCGUGGUGAUCAUUGACCUUGACCCGAAGCCAGUGGACAAGAUCAAGAAGUACCACCGCCAGCAGUCGGACAUUGUCCAGGCCUUCGAGGAGGAGCAGUCCGAAAACGAGACCGACGACUGCACCCUCAACGAUUAAUUUAAGCUGACGGUCACUGUGUCAGUGAAAGUCAAGGUCAAAGUGUCAAGGGCAUAACAUUUUUAAGGCCAUUAUUAGGACGUGGCAUUGCGUUACUUUAGGAGAUAAAGUCUGUGUUAAGUGUGAUUGUUUUGAGAUUGAAUGAAGACUAUUAUUUUUUUUUUUAUGAGUACCGGUAUUGUUGUGGAUUAAGAAAGAAUUUUUUGUUUGUUUCCAUGGUUAUAUUCUUAAAAAGAAUUUUCCAAGGCAGUCUAGCAAACUUCUAGUCAUAUAUACCUUGUGUUGUUGGGGUUUUUUUUUAUAAUUUUUUUUCUUUAAGAAAAAACAAUAUUUUGUUGCCAUCAUUUUGUGUGUCAGAUAUUGUUAGAGUGCUACCUAUUAAAAAAGUUAUGACCUUUACGCCCAAAAAAAGUCAUCAUUGAUUUUCAAAAUAUAUAAAUUAUAUAUAAUAUAAAUAUAUAAAAAUAUCAUGUUUGUGAUUAAAAAAAUCUACAUAUCAAAAUGCCAAAUUUCAAUUAGAAGAAAUAUCAAAAAUUUUGUUUACAUUAGGAUUAAAAUACAGUUUUAAGGGUCCAGUUAUGAAAGAUUUUUGUAUUUGUUUUGAAUUUGCCGGUGGUAAUUAGCUCUAUUGUUAGAAUAGUGUUUAUUUUAUUCUCUAUACAUACAUGUGCUGCAUUCUCCCCAUUCUUUCUGUCUCUCAGUGUCUUCAUCUCUCUGUUUCUCCAAAUCUUUUGAUAUUCAACCCUCACUCUCUCUUUCCUAAUGAAGACAGAGUUUUUUCCCAAGAGAUGAAUGUUUUAAAUUCGUCAGUUUUACUGCAUGUACAAUAUAAUGUUUAAUGGUAAUUUCUUAUUGUCGUGAGUUUUUUUUUCUUAAGCCAUGUUUGUUAAAAAGUUCAAUGAAUUAUGUAUUUGAGGAAUAUGCUGUGAACGAUCAGUUUUGUUUUAAUCAUUUUAGUUUGUAAGGUUUUUUUGUGUUUAUUUUUAAAGAGUCAUGGAGACUUCUAGUAUCUAAGAUACAUGAUGUGCCAAAAUAGAUUUAUUGGGUAGAAAUAUGGGUUUUUGGUCCUUUUGAUUUAAAAAAAAAAAUAGUUAUAGAUAUUUAGUUUUCCCAAAUGAAAAAGAAAAUCUGAUUCAUGUCAAGUUCUACACAAGAAUCAUCACAAGAGAGUCCCUCUGCUGUUUGUUCAUCCCACCUAAAGAUUACCUUUUGUAUCUUUUCUUUUUUUUAAAGAGAAAGUUCCUAUAUUUAUCUUAUUUGUGUCCAGCAAACAUGAAAAGAUUCAAUGUAUUGAUGAUAGAGAAAUCCCAAAGAUAGUUGGUGCAUUUUGAAACUGGUGCUACUCCACUCUAUACAUGUAGUUCUCUGCAAUAUGAAGUCAGCUGAUAAGUUGCAGUUGCAAUUUGUGUGCUAAUGUUCUAAGACACAUUUUUUUCUUUAUUGGUGUCUUUAAUUUAUACUUUUCUCUUAGUCGAACAUUUGUUCAACCUAUGGAAUUUACCCCCCCCCCCCCCCUCCCCUUGUUGAUUUUGAAUUAAAUAAAAAUUUAAACAAGCACACAAUCUAAAAGAUUGAUUUUAUAUAAAUUUGUGUUCUUGUCACUUUUGUGUUUUUGGGAGGGAAGGGGCUGAUGUAAAGUUUAAGUUCACUAGGGUGCAUGGACUUUUUACCAUGGAAUCUAUUCAUCGUCUUAAUAUUGUCAUCAUUUAACAUCUCUUCAACAUUUUUCAAUGAUUAUAUCAAUCCCAUUUAGGUGUGACUUUUUGGAUUGCAACCAAAUUGAAUAUGGUGAAAUCCAUAGUCACACCAAAAAAAAAAGAAUUGAUGAUUUAAUAUAAGUCUAGCCUAAAGCCAUGUACGAUAAAUCGUCAGUUAGGUCAUGCGUUAAUGUCAAUGUUGAAUUGGUGACCCUCUUGCCAUCUAUAAUGAUUACACCAAUCAGAAGCAAUCACAUCUGCUGUGAUGGCCAUGUGUCUGACCCAGUUAUUCAAUAUCAUGUGUGUAAAAAUUGUUUAACCUUCAUUAUUUACUAAAUUAACAGUGUUUGGUCUCAAAUUUGAUUGUUCUCAUAGAAAAAAUUCAACAUUAGGUUAGUUGAUUAAAUUGAAUCUUGGAUUUAAUUUAAAAAGUAUAAAUAUUAUUGGAUACCAGCUCACAUCUUGCAGGCAAGAUAAGUUGUGUCAGACUUGAAUUUGUAUAUAAUCCUUCUUUAAUACUAUGAGAAGAAUCUCUUAUUAAUAAUCAAUUGUUCAAGAUUAUCAACAUAAACUCAGCAGAAUCAAGUUCUUCAGAACCAGUUUUAAUAUGGGCUGUGAAUCUAAAAAUUAAGUGAUCCGAUAACCUAUUGUGGAAAACAGUCUGUUGACAGUACUCUGCUAUAUUGAAUCUCUUGUUUCCAUUUAUAAUGUAUUGGUGAAUGAUAUGAUUUCAGGUAUAUAACAUGUAAUCUCAUAAAAUAUUUUUUUUUUAAAUCUUGCGGUUGAUGCUUUGCACAGACAACCAAAAGGAAUUAUCAAAUCUUGUUUUGGGUAACAUUAAGGUACAGGACAAGCAUGUUUUUUUGUGAAUCAAAAACUUUUAUUACCAUGUCUUAAAUGUAACUUUAGUAAAAGAAAUGCAGUUUUUACAUUGUUAAAUUUGGUAAAAGAAACCAAAUAUGUGUACAUGAUUGCCACGGUAUUAAUUUGUUUUUACUUAUAAGUAUUAAUUUGUUUUUACUUAUAAAGUUGCAGGUAUACUACUGAAUUUAAUGAUAGUGCUUUUGAAUGGAUACGCAUCAUUAGGCCAUUGCUAACCCCUAAAAUAGAUUCUGAUAAAGUUUAAUUUAUUUAAUAAUAAUUGUUUCUUCACUUCUAGCUACAUACAAGUUUUCUCUCAAUCUUCAUAUCUUCAUGCCCAGACACUUACUACCAGUACAUGUAUAUAUUUACCCUCUUUUUCCCUGUACUUUGUCCUGUUACAUACAUUUUAUUCCCUUACCCCCCCCCCCCCCCCCCCCCACACACACACACACACACACAAAAUGACCCACCUACCCACACACAUAAUAAAUUAACAAAUAUUAACAAUUGUUUUGUGUUCUCAUAAGAAUUGUUUGCAUCAUAUUUUUUCUCAUAUUUUUAACAUAUUCCCAUUUGAUUUGGUUCUGGUUUUUUGUAUAACAAAGUCAAUUAAUGUCAGUUUGAAGUUAUUAAUUUUUUAACGUAAUAUUAAAACAUAGUUGGUUAACAGAAUAUUAAAAAUAAGUGAUUUAAAUUACAUAAAUACAAUGUACAAUUGAUAAAAUAUUAAUAACAAUUUUAACAAUUAACCUAAAGUAUUAUCCUUUUCCUCCUUGGGGGAAGGGGUGACAUAUUCAGUAAUUGGGUGGCCCCUUUGGGCUCAUUGAAAUGCAGAAUAACCCCCUUCCCUUGCCAUAAUGCAAGGAUACACCAAAAAAAGCAGUCUUGGUUGUUCCUGUGCAAUUUGGGUUUUAGAAUGUCCAGUAUGAAUAUAUUAAGAAUUUCAAAUGGUGCUGGAUUUCAAGCAUAAUAUUUUUUUCUGAUUAAUAAUAAUUAUGAUUAUAGAUUUAAUAUAAAAUCAUGUGUUUAUUCAGGUUCUCUUUCUUUGUAUUUUGUGUGAUGCAUUAGGCUUUUGUAUGCAGAAUGACUUCGUUAAGAUGGUAUGGGACGCCUCCAUGUUGUGACGUGACGUAAUAUUUAUCGAAAUAAAAAAGUAUAAAUUAAUAAAUAGUUCCUUUACCAAAAUUGAAAGCUUACAGCAUAGCGUAGUGGGUUAGUGGAUUCACUACGUACUUGUAAGUCAUGAAUUCAAAUCCCGCUGGGGGGGGGGGGGGGGGGGGGGGGGUUUAAAAAUUUUUUUUUUACUUUUUCAAAUAUUUUUAAAACAUAAUUUUUGGUAAAAUAUUGUAAUAUUUAAAAAUUUGAAAACGAUGAAAGCAUUUUAUUUAUAAUGUACUUAAAUCCACAUUAAUAUUGACAGAUGUCCCAUACCACCUUAAUUAGAGAGGAUUUUCAUGGUAAUGAAAGAUGUAAAUGACUUCAACUGUUUUAAAUGCUAUAUUCUUACUCUUAAGAAUUACCUGGUUUAACUUUUGUACGUUAAAUUUACCUGCAGCUAAAUUUUAGUGGUAAUUUGUUUUAAUUUUGCUUUACAGGGUAUUUAUUUUUCUCAGAUUUUUUUUUAUUCAAUAAACUUUGAAUUGAUGAAGUAUGAUUUGCCCAUUUUAUAUAACAGUUAAUAUUUUUAUAAUUUUAGUCUAACGUUGACUUGAUCAUUGUCAACGGUUUACAAGAUAAAACUAUUGAUAAAACUAUUGACACAUUGAUCUUGUUAAUUAUUAUAGAUUGUUUAUUAUAGAUUGUAAGUAAGCUGAAAAUCUUUAAAUGACAGAAUUUUAUGAUGUAGUAUGUUCUGGGAGCUAUCAUUUUACAGCUUGCAUUAACUUGCUACCUUCAUAUAAAAAAGUUUGAACAGUUUAUAUAUAUAUAUAUAUAUAUAUAUAUAUAUAUAUAUAUAUAUAUAUAUAUAUGUGCUUUUUGGCACAAAUACGUUACAUCUUGUCAAAAAAAUAAUUUUAAUGUAGUAUAUACAUGUACAUCCAUUUAUUUGCAUAAUUACAGAUGCAUAAUUAUGUUUUAAUCCCUAGCUAAAACUAUGAAAUCUAACCAUCCCCCAGGUUGUGCAUUUAAAAAAGAUAUCUUAAUAUGCAACUGAUUGCAUCCCAUCUACCAUUUAUAAAACAUGUACCAAGGGAGUUAACUGUGAAAAAGAUGCAUGUGUUCUGUUGUGCUGCCUGCAAAUAUUUUGUUUUAAGACCUAUUUGUUGCAAAUCAAAUAAAAUAUUCAAAAUGUUA